Clonostachys rhizophaga is the source of this 1020-nucleotide messenger RNA. The record is from the annotation of a GenBank genome assembly. NCBI's taxonomy places the organism in Eukaryota, Fungi, Ascomycota, Sordariomycetes, Hypocreales, Bionectriaceae.
AUGCGAACGGGUGCCGUCCUCCAAUUUGCCGCCCUUGCAGGGCUCUCGGCUUCAACGUCUAUACCUCAAAUGAGGAACUUUGUCCGCAGCCAAGAUGAGAGAACUGUCACGCCAGAAGAGGUAGAUCUGAUGGACCUCUAUGCCUCAUACACCGCUUCUGCACCAUGCAAUAACGAGACAGCCAUUAGAGAUCCAGUAACUUGCUUCAAAAACUGUGAGAGAGCGGAACAAGAUGAGGCGAUUAUUGUCGGGUCCUACCUGGGUGAGGAGACCGAAUUCUUUGCGUACAUCGCCUUGGUUGAAAGCCGAAAACAGAUCAUUUGGGUGGGUAGAGGCAGUGCUACUCCCAAGAACUGGGAUACGAACUUCAACACAACGCUUAUCCCAAGCGACCUCAAGGACGGUGCCAAGAUCCACUCCGGCUUCAGCACCGCUUGGAAUGAAAUAUCCCACGAUGUCUUUGCUACCCUUGAAGAGCAAGUAUCCGAGCACCCAGACUACGAUAUCAUAAUUACCGGCGGUUCGCUGGGCGGUGCGGUUGCCACCAUAGCCGCUGCACACAUUCGCGCGGCUGGAUAUCAAGCUGAUCUUUACACAUAUGGUUCACCCAGGAUUGGCAACGAUGUCCUCGUCGACUUUAUCACUGGGCAGCCUGGCAAGUCGUAUCGGGUGACACACAGGCAUGAUCUGGUCCCACGUGUGCCGCCGCCCGUCAGUUUUUUGCCGGGUUGGGCGGAGUAUAGGCACGUCUCUCCCGAAUAUUGGCUUCAGGGUGAGCCCUCUGAUCCGAAUAACUGGCCCAUUAAAGACAUCAAGAUUUGCGAAGGGAACUGGAAUCGCUCAUGUAUCUCCACCCCGGGGAAUCCCAUAGAUUGGGACUUUGAGAGUCCAGGGAAUGAUCAUCUAAACUACUUUGGUUCUUUGACUUGCUGGAAUGAUGAAAAGGGCCCAGUUGAUCUCGCCCCCCCACAGCAUACUAUUGAAACCUUGCGGUCUAUUGUGGGUGACAAUCUAUCAUGA